This is a messenger RNA of Ananas comosus (pineapple), 714 nucleotides long. RefSeq lists its product as uncharacterized. Bases 82 to 714 code for a protein of 210 amino acids. The transcript has 5 exons. The record is from RefSeq and is a predicted model, not a curated record. NCBI's taxonomy places the organism in Eukaryota, Viridiplantae, Streptophyta, Magnoliopsida, Poales, Bromeliaceae.
UAUGAUAGAGUAAGCUUAUUUCGGUGAUUUCUUUCAAUAGAUUCUACUAGAAAAUCAAAGAACAAAAGAGGUCCUAUUCGAAUGCUGAAAAUCUGGGCAACGCGAGAUGAUGAACUUCUACCACAAAAGUUCAAUAAAUUUGACCAACCAAUUGGAGAUGAUGCUAUAAAAUUCACAAACUUCUUAGGCACUGUAGUAAGAAAUGGAAACGAUGCACCUCUUAUAUAUAAAGAUUGGAGGCAAGUACCAUCAGAGUAUAAAGAAAAACUAUGGAACUUAGUAAAGUUAAAGUAUGAUAUCGAAGAUGAUAGUAUGUCUUGGGUUAUAAAGGCCCUUGGAAAGAAAUGGAAGGACUUCAAGUGUGAAUUGAAAAAAAAGCACUAUGAUGCCCAUAAAACUUAUGAGGAUCGUGUAGCUGAUCGUGAUCCAAGGGUCAUUCCUGAUCAAUGGAAGCAUUUAAUUGAUUUUUGGAAUAGUGAGGAAGGACAGGCUCGUUGUUUAAGGAACAAGGUUAAUCGUUCAAAGCAGGUUACUUUCCAUACUGCUGGAUCGAAAAGCUUCGCUCAUAUUCGUGAAGAGGAAAAUGUUGCCAAUGUAAACGAAGAUGCUUCCAAUGGACUUGAAAGAGAUGCAUGGUACUCGUCGUCAUCAUGCAUUCAUGCAAUUUCAACUCAUAGGAUACAUUAUAAGAAAAUUAAUGAGGAUGCAGCAUGA